UGGCGGUAAUGGGUCACGUCUUUGUUUACCAUCCCACACAGAUACUAAGGAAAAGAAGAAGAAGAAAGCAACAAGCGAAGAAGAAUCGAAAACGUCGCUUGAAUUAUUUUUAGAAGCACUAUGUCUAAAAGGAAAGUAACAUUUGAAGACGGGAACGGGGAGUUUGACCUGGAAGACGAUCUCCCAAAUAAAAAGAGCUGUGAGGUUGUCAGUGGACCAGGCUCUAGGUUCAAGGGUAAGCACUCCCUUGAUAGUGAUGAAGAGGAUGAAGGGGAGGACACAAAGAGCAGCAAAUAUGACAUUUUGGCCAGCGAUGAUGUGGAAGGCCAAGAGGGUGCAACGAUUGACUUUGAUGAGGGAGUUUCCAUAACACCUUUCAACCUGGAAGAGGAGAUGGAGGAAGGGCACUUUGACUCUGAGGGGAACUAUUUCAUUAAAAAAGAACAACAGAUUAGAGACAACUGGCUUGACAACAUUGACUGGGUGAGAGUAAAAGAACAACCUUUCAAACAAAAGAAGAAAGGUCUUGGAGCUAAACGUACACGCAGAGCCGGUGAUGAGGAUGAGGCCGAGGAAGAGAGACAGAGAGAAGAGCAGCAGGCAGACGAUGAUAAUGAAGAAGAGGAGAAGGAGAAGGAGCCUGCUGAGGAUCCACUGGCAUCCUACACACAGCAUCAGCUCACUGAAGCCGUAGUUGAACUGCUGCUGCCUGGCGAGACGGUUGCUGCAGCGCUCCGCCGUUUAGGAGGCCUCGGAGGACGAAAGAAGAGAAAGCUGAAAGAAGAGAGUGAACCCACAGAGGAGACCAAAAGGGAUGCAGAAAAGCUCGAUAAGCUCACAGCAUUAGCUGACAGACUGGUUGGAUCUGGGAUGUUUGAAAUCUAUCAGCAAACAUAUGAAAAGCUGGCCUAUUUGUUGAAGAGCAUGAGCAGCAAGAGGCCAGCUGUGGGGCAGAAACCUAGUGGUGGUGAAGAAGAUGAACUUGACAUGUUUGCAGAUAAAUUUGAUGAAACCCACGAUGGCAGAUCAGAGGAUAAAGAGGAGGAGGAAAACAAAAUAGUGAGUGAUGAAGUGAUGUGGGAGUACAAAUGGGACAAUGACAAUAACGCAGAAGUCUAUGGACCCUUCACCAGUCAACAGAUGCAGGAUUGGGUCGAUGAAGGCUAUUUCAGCAAUGGCGUGUAUUGCAGGAGGGUGGACCAGGAGGGAUCUCAAUUCUACAACUCCAAGAGACUGGACUUUGAGCUCUAUACGUGACUUAUGUCCAGCCAGGUGAUCAAUCACAACUAUCACUGUCAAUCUCAGUAUUCAUGUUUUGCCCUCAGUCUUUCUUCAGUUUGUUCUUCCAAGACUGUUGUCAGAUUAGCACAGUUAUUAUUUUCUGUGCGUUGUUUUUAAAUAAAUAACUCAUGUGAUGUUGCUCUCAGCCAUGUUUUUUCCUGAGAACCAGAUCACAUUGUGGGUUUAUUUUAAGGCUCACUGAUUUUAUUCUGAACAUUUAGAUUACACAGUCAUUCUCCUUGACAUUCAUAUGCAUACUGACAUGUGAUAGUUAUCUUGUUGCUGUAGAGUAUUUUACACUUCUACACAUUUACAUUAUACACAGUACUUAUAAGAGGAAAAGCUAGUACUGUGAUAGGCUGUUAAUUUAACCACCUCCUUUUCAAACCUCAGUACUGAGAUGCAGUUUGGCAGUGAGGAAAUUGAUGUUGUCAUUGGAGUGGAAUGUGGGAUUGUUAAGGAUCCCGUUUUAUGCCUUCAAGUAUUUACAGGUAGAUACUCAUGGUAAUUAUCAUAUUUAGGACUGUCCCCAAUGGCAGUUUUUGGGCUCUGGAUAUUUGGGUGUUAAUGGACUGACAUUGUGCUACAGCUUAAAAGUACCCUCUUUGCCCGUCUGGCAGUGCUUUGGGUUAAAAAAACAAAAAGCCAAUAAAGGUCACAUAAUAUUUAAUGUAACAGAUGAACACACGACAGAUCUUCAUAACGAUUUGCGUGCACACACAAUGUACUACAUUUCCAUGACUGAUGUGAAAUCUACUGAUCGUUUUACCUGUGAAGACGUCUCACUCUGUUGGAGUUGUUGGAAUGUCAAAAAAGCACCCAGUUCACUCUCAUUAUUCAGUGGUUAUACAGAGUGAUGCCUCUUUACUCAUAAACGAUCUUUGGCUAACAGCCUGUUUGUCCACAGGCUUUUGUCCUGUCUUCAGUUUGAGUCACUGAUUUAACCUAAGUUAGCGACAGCUGGUAUGACCUCACAGGUUGUCAUUUAAAUCAGAAACAGCAAAGAUUAGCAGAGUCUGCUACCUAAGUGACUGCCACAGAGGAGCUUUGAAAGUUGAAAUACUAACAUUGAUACCUACCCAAUGAAUGAAUGUCUGAAUAGUCAGAUAUUUGGAUCCAGCCCUAUGGUAUCUCCUUUGUCUAUAGUCACUGAUACAUCACUGUUACCUCCCAGGGAUUUUAGAAUAUAUAUUAUAAAAUGUUGAGGUGAUUCAGAUAUUUAUAUUCUUUAAAAAUCAGAUGGUCAUCCAUAAUACAGUGUGGACACACUUUUAGUGGUUUGAAGUGACAACACAAAA
Messenger RNA from Monopterus albus (swamp eel), 2579 nucleotides. RefSeq names its product CD2 (cytoplasmic tail) binding protein 2 (gene cd2bp2). Bases 121 to 1257 code for a protein of 378 amino acids. The transcript is spliced from 7 exons. The record is from RefSeq and is a predicted model, not a curated record. Gene Ontology annotation, cellular component: U5 snRNP. Lineage: Eukaryota; Metazoa; Chordata; Actinopteri; Synbranchiformes; Synbranchidae. Gene Ontology annotation, molecular function: protein binding.